AAAAAAAAAAACAGUAGACAACACUUGCAAAUCGAAACGAAACGCUGGCUGAAGAAAAGCAGGCGAAGGCAACAUAAUCAAAGCACAUACGAAUGUGACAGUCUACACAGUUCGAAUACGGGUUUGAUUGAGCGAUUUGCACAACACGCGAAUAAUAUUUAAAAUAGCGGAGUACAACCAAAUUCGAUGCCAUGAGCGCCAACAAACCAAGCGAGGCAACAACACCGUCAAGUGCAGCCGCCAGCGAGGCGGAUGCCGAAACAUCGGAUGCCGCCACAGGAACAGCGGCUGCAAUUACGACUGACGACUCUGCCACACUAGAAGCUGAGGCGGGGUUGGCCGAACUGAAUCAGUUCAUCGGCGAGCUGCAGGAGAAGAUCGACGCAAAGCGUCAGCUGCGCCAGCAGAAUGCCAACUUUGAGCUGCCCGGCGAUGAGUAUUUUGCGCGCCUCGACUCCAGCCUGAAGAAGAAUACGGCAUUUGUGAAGAAGCUAAAGGUCUUUACGAGCACACAGCUGGAGGCGCUGCUGCGCGAACUCUCCGCCUUGAAUCUGAGCAAAUACAUUUCCGAAAUAUGUGCUGCACUGGCCGAGGCCAAGCUAAAGAUGACAGAUGUGCCUGCUGUGGUGACAUUGGCCUCCAAGCUGCACUGCACCUACGCGGACUUCAAUACGCAGUUUCUUGAGGCAUGGCAGAAGGCACUUAAUAUCAAAGCGUCCGAGAAGAUAAGCAAUCCGAGUAAAUUGCGCGUGGAUUUACGUCUGUUCGCCGAGCUGGUCAGCUCUGGCGUCAUCCAGAUGAAGCCGGGCUUGGCACUGCUGGGCAUGGUGCUGGUGCAGCUGAUAGCCCAGGACAAGGACGAUCAUAGCAACUUUUCCAUAAUACUAUCCUUUUGCCGCCAUUGCGGCGAGGAAUAUGCCGGCCUGGUGCCACAGAAGAUGCAACAGUUGGCCAACAAAUAUCAAGUGGAGGUGCCCAAAUCGGAUUUUCUGAGCGCCGACAAGCAGCUAAAUCUGCGCACCAUGCUCAAGGGCUAUUUUAAGGCGCUCUGCAAGCACGUCCUGGCCGAGCAGGCCGCAUUAAUGAACAUGACCAAAAACAUACGCCGCACCAUGGAGUGCAAGGGCGAAAUAAGCCAGGAGAAACGCGAGAAAUGUGAACUGAUGCAGGCGAGCUUUGACAAGCUGCUCGCCUCGGCCCAAUCGCUGUCGGAGCUGCUGGGCGAACCGCUGCCGGAGCUGACCAAAGAAUCCGAAUGCUGCAAUCCGGGCACUGUCAUUGACAAUAUGCUGGACAGCGCCGCCUUUGGCACACUGGAUCCCUGGGGCGAUGAGGAGACGCGCGCUUUCUACACGGAUUUGCCCGAUUUGCGUCAGUUUCUGCCAAACUUUUCGGCACCCAAAGUCGAUCUGGAGACAUUAGAAGAGCCCAGCGAGCUGACCGAGGAGGCUAUCGAUGCCAAUAUCGAUGCGGAACUCGACAUGGAUGAUCCGCCGUCAACGGCCAGCGACACGGCCCUCGACAAGGAGCAGGAGGAGCAGCCAACAGCUGCUACACCCACGGCUGAGGCGGCAGCUGCAACAGCCGGAGCUGCAGCUACUGCACCUGCUGUGCCGAUUGACAAGAAAAUGGGCAGCGCACUCAUGGAGUUGGGUCGCCAGCAGCAGCAGCAGCAACAACAGCAAACGCAGCAACAACAACAGGCACAAUCGCAGAGCCAACAGCUGCGCCAGCAAUUCGACGUGUUCCUUCUGAAUCUGUUCAAUUGCGUUAACAAGGAGCUGAUCGAUUCGGCGGCAAUCGAAUUUCUGCUUAAUUAUAAUACAAAGCAUCAGCGCAAGAAGCUAACCAAGACGAUUUUUAGUGUGCAGCGUACGCGUCUCGAUAUAUUGCCAUAUCUGUCGCGAUUUGUGGCAAUUGUGCACAUGUGCAACACGGAUGUGGCCGCUGAUCUGUCCGAUUUGCUGCGCAAGGAAUUCAAAUGGCAUAUACGCAAGAAGAACCAACUGAAUAUCGAGUCCAAGCUGAAGAUUGUCCGUUUCAUUGGCGAACUGGUCAAGUUUGGGCUGUUCAAGAAAUUCGAUGCCUUGGGCUGCCUGAAGAUGCUGUUGCGCGACUUUAUACACCAUCACAUCGAGAUGGCGUGCGCCUUUGUGGAGGUCAGCGGUGUCUAUUUAUAUAACUGCCGGGAUUCGCGUCUCUUGAUGAACGUCUUUCUUGAUCAGAUGCUGCGCAUGAAAACGGCAACGGCCAUGGAUUCACGCCAUGCGGCACAAAUCGAGAGCGUCUAUUAUUUGGUUAAGCCGCCAGAAUCGGCUAAGCGUGAGAUAACACCACGCCCGCCCAUGCAUGAGUAUAUACGCCAUCUGAUCUUUGAGGAGCUGUGCAAGCAGAAUGUCGAGCGUUGCAUCAAAAUGCUGCGACGCAUCAAUUGGCAGGAUCCGGAGAUAAGCAGCUAUGCCAUCAAGUGUCUCAGCAAGGCAUAUCUGUUGCGCUUUCCGCUCAUACGCUGCCUGGCCGAUCUUGUCUCUGGGCUGAGCUCCUAUCAGCCGCGCGCUGUCACCAUUGUCAUUGACAAUGUGUUUGAGGAUAUACGCGCCGGGCUGGAGAUACACUCGCCCAAGAUGUCGCAGCGUCGCAUCGCCAUGGCCAAAUAUCUGGGCGAGAUGUAUAACUAUAAGCUGGUCGAGUCAACGCAUAUACUUAAUACACUGUAUUCGAUAAUAUCGCUCGGCGUGACAUUGGAUCAGUCUGUGAUCUCGCCGCUGGAUCCGCCCGAGAGUCUAUUUCGCCUUAAGCUGGCCUGCAUGCUGCUGGACACCUGCGGCCCCUACUUUACCAGCCAGGCCACACGCAAAAAAUUGGACUACUUUUUGGUGUUCUUGCAGCACUAUUAUUGGCACAAGAAAUCGCAUCCGGUGUUCAGCAAAUCGGAGAACACCUCGGAUCUCUUUCCCAUACUCGUCGAUCACACCUAUCGCGACUGUUUGGCCGGGGUGCGACCGAAGCUCAAGCUGUAUAAGAAUCUGGAGCAGGCCAAGGAGGCAAUUGAUCAGCUGCAGGAGCAACUGUAUCCACAGCUUAAGGCCAGCAAUAAUGCUCAGGAUGCCAGCCUGACGACCAUUAGCGAAAUCAACGAAUUGGACGAGGGCGUUACGGAUGAUUCAGCUGGCUCAUCGAAUGAUCAGCGCGAACGUCAGGCUGCUGGUGGCUCGGAGGCCGAUCAGGCGAACGAUUGGACUGAAUAUGAGGCGGAGCCAGCGCCGCCGCCACCGCCGCCAGAGAAAUCCAAAGAGGAUCUUGAAUUUGAGCAAAUGUACGAAAAGAUGACCAGCGAUUCGUAUCAGGAGCGUCUCAAGGAGCCGCCACUCAAAGCCACCAACAAAGAUAUACCUGUGCCCAUGAUGGCACGCCUGCAAAAGAAAUCCUACGACCAGUUAAUGGGCAACAAUGUGCCACAGAUCUCAAAGGCCUGCGCCAAUGCUGCCGCCGCGUCUGCCGCCAACGCCAAUGCCAAUGCCAAUGCCCACGCCCAUGCCUCGGAUAGCGCUAACAAUUUACCAGCAAACGCAGCCGCAUGCAGCGAUCCGCCUGCUGCAGAGGGUGGUGGCGGCGGCGGCGGCGGCGGCAGCGGUAGCGGUAGCAAGGGCAGCGGCGCUGUGUCCUUUGUGCUGAUGGUGCGCGGCAAUAAGGGCGGCAAGCAGCAGUUCAAGUCAUUUGUGGCCCCAUCGGACUCCCAGCUGGCCAUCAAUCUAAGGCUUCAGGAGCAGAAGACGCGAGAGGAGAAAGAGAAGGUGAAACGUCUUACGCUAAACAUAACCGAACGCAUCGAGGAGGAGGAUUAUCAGGAGUCGCUGCUGCCGCUGCAACAGCGCAACUUCACACAGAGCUAUUACCAGAAGCCCAACAAGCACAAGUUCAAGCAUCAAAAGGGUGCACCCGACGCAGAUUUGAUCUUUCACUAAGUGUCACCUGUUACAGUCGCCUGGUUGCCAAAGCGUUAUCAAACAGACCAACAAACAGCGCCUGUCUGCCCAACGCCUGCCCGACCGAUCGACCGACCGCCCUACCGCCCGACUGCCUGCCUGCCUGCCUGCCUGUCUGCUCGCUCAGACGCUCCAAGAGCAAUCAAUGCAAAGAUAUCUCUAUGUAUGUCCAGAGCCAUAGACUGGCGUUCACAAGAUGCCUUCAAUUGCAUAUGGGCAGACGGACUAGCCAAUGCCCAACUAUGUUUGUGUACCCAUUGUUAGCUCCUUUAUAUUGUUGUGGAACGUACUUAAGUUGGAGUGUUCUUAUCACGCCAAGGCGUCUAUGGCGAGCCUAGGCUCACACACUUACACACACACACACAAAUGUGUAUACAUAUAUAUAAGUAUAUAUAUCUGUAUCUCUAUAUAUAUAUAUUUAUAUAUACAUAUAUAUAUGUACGGCUAAUAUGUGUUAUUCAUAAUUCUAUGGUUAUGUACAUAGACUUAUAAAGAUUUUAUAAUUGUGUAGAUAAUAGCAGCGCCCAGACUUGUUAAGAAAACAUAUUUUGUUUUUUUAUUCAAUAAACAAAACCCAAAAAUCAAAAUUUUCACGCAACAUCUUCUUAAUAAGCACCAUAAACUCAACUCUAUGAGAUGCGUUCGCUUAACAUAAAGGAAAUUGUUAGUUUUCCCAAAACUCUGUUGAAGAAAACUUUUAUAAAAAACUUUUAAAUAUUGUCAGAAAAAAAAAGAAAAAAAAACACAGGUCUUAUUCUCGUUAACAUGAAUGACUCGUAAGAGAUAUAAGUAUUUUUUACUUUUACAAUGAAUUUAACAAAAAGGAACUUGUAAGAUCUUUUCCGAAGAUCACUUUCAUAAACACUUCUUAAUUAUAUUAUCAAUUGUAUUAUGAUUGUUUACUUGAGCGACUAGUAAAAUAUAUAAAUUAUUUCAUUUUAACAAGGAAGAACGCAAAAUAGAACUAAGAGAGAUCUGUUUGCUUAACAAAAAGGAACUUGUAAGUUCUCCGAGAUCUCUCUCCUGAAGUGCACUCACAAACAGCUCUUAAAUAUUACCAAGCAGUGGUAAUAAGUAAUUUUUAACUUAACAAGAACAACUUAUUUAACAAAAAUAAACUCGUAAGUUCUUCAGCAUUUCUCUACUGAAGAAGACUUUCACAAACAGUA
Drosophila montana is the source of this 5155-nucleotide messenger RNA. It is a transcript of the gene Upf2, whose product is annotated as UPF2 regulator of nonsense mediated mRNA decay. Gene Ontology annotation, molecular function: RNA binding; protein binding. Lineage: Eukaryota; Metazoa; Arthropoda; Insecta; Diptera; Drosophilidae. Gene Ontology annotation, cellular component: exon-exon junction complex; cytoplasm. Gene Ontology annotation, biological process: nuclear-transcribed mRNA catabolic process, nonsense-mediated decay. Bases 192 to 3965 code for a protein of 1257 amino acids. The transcript has 4 exons. The record is from RefSeq and is a predicted model, not a curated record.